CGCACGCUAUGAACUACGUUGUUACGAAUGAAUACACUAUCAUCGUGCAAUAAAAUACAGUAUACAGUACUUCGAAGGGGACUCCCCGACUGUAAAUAAUUUAGUUAUAAGAUUCGACAGAAAAUAAACACGGACGAAAGCAUCAUCGAGCUUCAUGGUUGUCAGCAGUUAUCUUGCUAAUUGUUAAUUCACAUUAACCCACAAUAUGAUGCGUGCAUUCACCCAAGCUUCGUCGAGGAUUGUUAGAUCUUUCCAUUCAUGCCAAACAUGUUAUGCCGCUAAAAUUAUAGAUGGCAAAGCUGUUGCAGAACAGGUAACUCAGGAAGUAAAAGAAGAUGUUGAUAAGUGGGUUGCUAAGGGCAACCGACAACCCCACCUUAGUGUGAUUUUAGUUGGAGAUGAUCCCGCAAGUAAAACGUAUGUUAGGAACAAAACAAGAACAGCAGAUAAAGUCGGAAUUACAUCUGAAACAAUACGAAAGCCUUCUGAUAUAACACAAGAACAACUACUAAAAGAAAUCCAGGCACUAAAUGAUAACCCAGAGGUUGAUGGGAUACUUGUGCAGCUACCUGUUCCGCAACAUAUAAAUGAACGUCUAGUAUGCGACUCUGUGAGGCCGGACAAGGAUGUGGAUGGAUUCCAUAUGAUAAACAUUGGACGUUUAUGCCUUGAUUUACCCACUAUGAUUCCAGCCACACCGUACGGGGUUAUGGAACUCAUCAGAAGAUAUGGUAUCAACCUUUUUGGAAAAAAUGCUGUCGUAUGCGGGAGAUCAAAAAAUGUUGGCGGUCCAAUUGCCAUGAUGCUACAGUCUGAUGGAGAACAUUCAUCUAAGAUGGGUAAAGAUGCGACCACAACUGUGUGUCAUCGCUACACACCUCCCGUCGAGCUUGCUAAGUACACAAAAACAGCUGACAUCAUCAUAACAGCUGUUGGCUGCCCUAAACUCAUCAAGUCUAAUAUGAUCAAAGAGGGCGCUGUCCUAAUUGAUGUAGGCAUUACUCGUACCAUAGAUCCAAGCACAAAAAAGUUCAGAUUAGUUGGUGAUGUAGACUUUGAAGAGGUGUCAAAGAAAGCUGGAUAUAUUACCCCAGUCCCUGGAGGAGUUGGGCCAAUGACUGUCGCAAUGCUAAUGAAGAAUACAUUAAAAGCUGCAAGGAAGGACAUCAGCUACACAUAGAAGGCAGUAUAAGUUGCUGAAAACAUCAGCUGCAUGUAGAAGACAGUGGAAUUUGCCAAAGAUAUCAGCUAAUCAUAGAGGACAGUAUAUGAUGAGAGCCAAAGAUGUCAACUACUCAUUAAAGGUUGAACUGACACCCCUGCUAGUCAAGCUGGAUAUAUUGCUGCAAGAUAUCAAAGAUUGUGUGUGAAGAAUUAAGCAUCCCUCCAAUCAUUGCCUACAAUGAUGUACCAAAUGGUCACAUAAUUUGCAUCUGUAAUUUGAUUGGUCAACAUCAAUUGCAUUUAUGAUAUCAAGAUGAUACUGGUUACUAAUAGACUAGCAGUAAGGUACAGGUCCAUCUACUGCAACAAAUAUUUAAUUAAAACGUAUAGGUAGCUUACUUUAAUUUAGAUUACCAUUAUUUUUUUAUUGGUAAUUAUGUGGUACUUAAUGGUAAAAAUAAACUGAAAAACUUUUUAUAAAAUUUUAAUUUUGUACAAUAAAUAUCAAAAAUGUGUUUAUAAUUUUUACAGUUUUAACUAAACAAAAUUUGCAAACAAAUACUUGGUUACUAGAUUAAUGCUAGUGGUCCGUUUCCACUGUAGUAGCAAUAAUGCUAUGCAGGUGUGAUUCUGUGCUUUUUAUGACAUGAUGUGCUCUGCCCCUUUACUGUGGCCAAAAACUGACUAAGAGAAACUGAGAUAAUAAAAGAAAAUGUAAAAAUUAAUUGAAAGUCUGUUUAAAUUGCCUAAUCUCUUUCGGAUCAAUCAAACUCAACCAAAAAGGCCAUCUUGCUUUUCAUUUUCCAAUACUGAUGGUGAUACAGUGAUAAGAGUGUUGAUAUGAGUGUUUCUGGUUGGGUCUGAGAAUACAUGAGGGAGGGGAAGCUGACUGUUUGGAGUUACAGUGAAUUUUUACUUAAGCUGCUCCUGACCAUUGUAAUCAUGCUUGAUUUUGUAUAGUACUACUACACAAAUACAGUAAAUAAAUGAAAUGAAAUGGCCAUUGCUGUCGGGUCGUGAAGUUCAUGCUGAUGGUAAUUUUCUGAUGGGCCAUUUAAGCGAGCAGCUUCUCCAACUCCUGUUUGAGUGGUUAUAAAUUGGACCCACAAGUUUUUUAUGAGUCACAGAAGUUUUUUGGAAAGCAGAAUGGCCUCCUACACUUCCGCAGCAUUCAAAAAUUUCCCAGGAACUAACUCGUCUCUUGCAAAUUCAUGGUAUAGGUAUAUAUAUAUAUAUAUAUAUUAGGUGUUGAGAAAGCUGAUUUAACCUGGCUUCCCCCAUGGUGGAACCCUGUGGACCCCAGUUGAGAACCAAGGAUAUACAUUCACUUAAAUUCUGGGAUUUCAUAAACCUCGAGUUCAUAAACUUGCUGCGAGUGUAUAAACUUGCUGCGAGUGUAAACUAAACAGAACUAAAGAAAUGUAUGGUGUACAUGAAAGCUUGUGUCUCAAUUUAUACACAACCUAGUAGUCUAUAAAGUGCUGCUACUCAUUAACACAAACCAAAAAUUUGUCAACUUAUUUAUUUUAUUAUAUGUUUCAGUGGCAAGCAAUUGAUCGUGUAAUUUAAUCAUACAAUCACCUAAUCAGCAUAUUAAAUUAGUUAAACGAUUAGGAUGCACAGCCAUUACUGGUCUCAGGAUAUGUACUUCUUGGCAGUGUUUAACUAUUAGUACUUGAGUAAGUUUGUCUUUUGUAUUGCAGUGGUAGUGUUAAUAUCAGUGAUGGUUUGGUGAUAAUUUGUAACCUGUUAUUUUUUUUAACAGAACCCAAAGAUACAAUCAGGAAUUUAAAAAAAAAAACCUCGAAAAAAGUGGACAAAAUAUAUUUAAAUAAUAUGUUGCAUUUUGAUGAUAUAUGUACUAUGUACAUAUAUGCUCAUAUGUGUAUAAUGACAUACUAUACAGUUAUUAUAUAACUAUGUAUAGCUUUGUCUUAUUUAAUAAGAAUUCUAACUGCAAUGUAUUCGAUGUUCAAAA
Molecule: messenger RNA, 3142 nt
Organism: Anneissia japonica
Lineage: Eukaryota; Metazoa; Echinodermata; Crinoidea; Comatulida; Comatulidae
Product: bifunctional methylenetetrahydrofolate dehydrogenase/cyclohydrolase, mitochondrial-like
Exons: 6
Coding region: 206-1180 (324 amino acids)
Biological process (GO): tetrahydrofolate interconversion
Cellular component (GO): mitochondrion
Molecular function (GO): methenyltetrahydrofolate cyclohydrolase activity; methylenetetrahydrofolate dehydrogenase (NAD+) activity; methylenetetrahydrofolate dehydrogenase (NADP+) activity
Source: RefSeq, a predicted model, not a curated record